Molecule: messenger RNA, 909 nt
Organism: Salvia hispanica
Lineage: Eukaryota; Viridiplantae; Streptophyta; Magnoliopsida; Lamiales; Lamiaceae
Product: Ras-related small GTP-binding family protein
Molecular function (GO): GTP binding; GTPase activity
Source: RefSeq, a predicted model, not a curated record
UUUGAUUUUUAUGCAGAGCGGUUUGCGAAUUCGCACUGACAAAAAAGGAAAGAACAUCCAACGACGCCGUAUUGUCAAGGUAGCGAGGUUUAAUGGCCGCACCACCGGCAAGGGCGCGAGCAGAUUACGACUGUCUUAUCAAGCUUCUCCUCAUCGGCGACAGCGGUGUAGGUAAGAGUUGUCUUCUUUUGCGAUUUUCUGAUGGUUCCUUCACAACUAGUUUCAUUACCACCAUUGGAAUUGAUUUUAAGAUAAGAACUGUUGAACUUGAUGGCAAACGAAUCAAGCUCCAAAUUUGGGAUACAGCUGGUCAAGAACGAUUCAGAACAAUCACUACAGCUUACUACCGUGGAGCAAUGGGCAUAUUGCUUGUCUAUGAUGUCACUGAUGAGGCGUCCUUUAACAACAUUAGGAACUGGAUCAGAAACAUUGAACAGCAUGCUUCUGACAAUGUCAACAAGGUAUUGGUAGGAAACAAAGCAGACAUGGAUGAAAGCAAGAGGGCUGUUCCUACCUCCAAGGGUCAAGCCCUGGCAGAUGAGUAUGGGAUAAAAUUCUUUGAAACUAGCGCUAAAACCAAUCAUAAUGUGGAAGAAGUUUUCUUCUCUAUAGCGAGGGACAUAAAGCAAAGGCUUUCAGAGACGGAGAACAAAUCAGAGCAACCGUCUACAAUCAAGAUGAAUCAUGCGGAUGGAGCUGGUGGAGGUGGGCAAGCUGCACCCAAGUCAGCUUGCUGUGGUUGAAUGCAUGCAAGGUACAAAGGCUGAGGGCAGUUAAGUAGGUGCUACAUCAUGGACCUGUUGUGGUGAAAUGCAUCAGUCAUCCUCAGCGAUUUUUCUGUUUCGGUUAUUCAUUGUUAUUAGGGUUGUUUCAUUGGAAGAGGUUAAAUUGAGUUUUGCUCCUAGAUUU